AUGACGAGAGCACCUUCAACAAGCGACUCCGACGUGGUGGAAGCGGAUGAGAGAACACCCUUGGUUAAUGGCACCCACGCACAGGCGAAAACCGACGAGGCCGAUACCGCAAUUGAGAACGGGCAGAGUGAUGUCGUUCCCACCUCCAGAGCGACCAUCGUCGGCAUUUUGUCCACACUGAUGCUGGGUGUCUUUAUCGCCUCGGCAGACUCUUCAAUUGUAAUCGCCACGAGCUCCCAGAUUGCGUCCGAAUUUAAUCGAUUCUCAGAGGCAUCGUGGCUGGUGACUUCAUACUCGCUCGCUCAAUGUGCUUGCCAGCCGCUGUAUGGGAAGCUCAGCGAUAUAUUCGGCAGAAGAAGCGUUCUUGUCUUCUCGUACAUUGUGUUUCUGAUUGGCUGCGGACUAUGCGGAAUCGGCCAGACAUACUGGCAAGUAAUUGCUGGCCGCGCGAUAAGCGGCGUCGGGGGUGCUGGAAUGAAUGGUCUCGUGAGCGUCAUUAUUGCUGAUAUGCUACCAAUCCGCGAAGUCGCAAAAUGGAGGAGCUAUGUUAAUGUCGUCUCUACCGUUGGUCGAUCUUGUGGUGGCCCCCUUGGCGGGUGGCUAGUUGAUACAACCGGCUGGCGAUGGAUUUUUCUCGGCCAAUGCCCAAUCUCCGCGGUUUCGAUCCUCCUCGUCGCCUGGAGAUUACCGAAUCUAACGACCCCAUCGGAUUCGCAAGACCAGGAGCAGCGAAAAGAGACCUUCAAGGACCGGCUGAGACGGAUCGACUUCCUUGGCGCGGCCCUGCUACCAAGCGCCCUUAUUGCGUUCUUCAUCGCGCUCGACUUUGUGGGCAAGUCUUACAAGUGGUUUUAUAUUGCACCGCUGGCCGGCCUCUCCUUGGUUUUGACUUUGCUCUUUCUGUACGUGGAGAAUUACAAGGCAGUUGAGCCGGUGUUUCCUUUGAGUAUUGUUUUCAAGAGAGAUGUUUUGACUGCAAAUGCACUGGCUGGGUUGCAACUUGCGGCGCAGUUUACGAUAUUCUAUACUACCCCAAUCUACUUCCAGGUUAUCACUGGCAUGUCCGCGGCUGCGGCAGGCAGUCGUCUUAUUCUCAUGGUUGUAGGAAAUAUGGUCGGCGGAAUCGUGGCUGGCCACCUGAUCAGCCGCACUAGACAUUACAAGGUGAUAACGACGAUUGCCGUUGGGCUCGGGAGCACCUGUUACCUGUUAGUUCUCAUCCGAUGGCGUGGAAGUACGGCAUGGUACGACACCGCCAUUGUGAUUUUUGGAGGCUUCGGUAUGGGUAUGACGCAGAGCUCAUCGUUUAUCCAUCUGGCAGCUUCUUUGACUGGUAAAGAGAUUGCCAUUGCCAGCAUGAGCUGGUACCUCAGUGCGAAUAUCGGGAUGCUAGUGGCGGCGAAUUUGUUCAACGCGCUUCACAACACAUCCCUCCUCGCAUUCCUGAAGCAGGACCUUCGCGAGAUUGACAAUGCAGAUAAGAUCAUCCACGGAGCGGUGUCGGACCUCGAAUUCAUCCGCACUCUCCCCGAAACUAUCCAGAAACUGGUCAUACACUCGUAUGUCAACAGUCUAUCCGUCACCAACGGUAUGUAA
Molecule: messenger RNA, 1596 nt
Organism: Clonostachys rhizophaga
Lineage: Eukaryota; Fungi; Ascomycota; Sordariomycetes; Hypocreales; Bionectriaceae
Source: the annotation of a GenBank genome assembly